AUGGCUAAGCGAGUGACGAUAAGAAUAGAGCACACAAAGAAUACGUUUUUCGAGAAGUCAAAGAUGUCAGAGAAUGCCAAUAAUUCUGGAAGUUUACAGACUUCUGAAGACGCAGCACCAAGACCAAGAAGACCGAAAAUUGAAGUUUGUUCUGCAUAAAGCGCACGAAAAUCUCAAAAAAAUUCCGUUUGAAAUCAAGAAUAUUGUGGAUUUGAAAAAUGUGCAGGGUAUCCGAGCAGUGAAAAUUGGACUCAUUCUCAGCAUUUUUUUCAGGCAUUGGAGAGAAUAUUGCAUUGAAAUUGGAGGAAACUUGGACGGUUGCCGUCCGAGAAAACGGCGGAGAAGAAUUGAAUUUGAAGGAAGUCAAAAAAUUGACGACGGACGACUUUCGACGCCUUCAGAAUGGACGAAAGACGACGACGGAGAAGGCGAAGGACGCGAAGCGGGCGGAGAAAAUGAGCGAGAGAAUGGACAAAAAGGCCGGCGAAGACGACGAAUUUCUGUCGUCGGACGAAGAAGAGCAGCGUGCUCCAGUUGCUCAGCCGUCUUUCCAGAAGACGUACAGCCUCCAAGUGACCAAAACGGCACCGACUGUGCCCGGUUUCAUUCGUUCGCAAAGUGGGCAUGUCGUCGGAACGUCUUCUGCCUCUGAUCCACUCAGCUUCAGAAUCAUUACUUGCAAACCAUACGAAAACCCGACAGUGAGUUUCUUAUUUUAGUGCACAGUCCCAUUUUUUUACUGCAGGUGUACCUGGUGGCGGACAAUCGGGAGCAUCGGAACAAUCCACGUUUCAAGUCGGUCAUCGAACAUCUCGUGAAAAAAGAAGGCAUUCGAGUAGAGAUUCGGGCGCUUUCCGUCGGCGAUUACAUUUGGAUUUGCCGAAAGAUUGACGGAUCGGAGAUUGUGAUGGAUUGGGUGGUCGAGCGGAAAACCUGGGACGAUCUGCAGUCGAGCAUCCGCGGAGGACGAUACGACGAGCAGAAGAAACGGCUUGGGAUGGCGCCGAUCAAGAACCGAAUCUAUCUGAUCGAGGCGACGAGCAAGGGCGACGUCGCCUGUGAGCAGGCCAUUGCUUCGACUCUUUCCAACGGCGGAUACCUGAUUCAACGGUGCGCGGACACCCGGGACACGGCCGCCUUUCUCAAGGAAGUUACCGUUCGGCUGCAGAACAGAGCGUCCGUCGAGGAGAUUUCCGGAGUGCCGUUCAGUCAGCUCCAGAAUCUGCUGCAGAAGAAGAAGGCGGAGACUGUGAUGGAGGCGUGGAUCCGGCAGCUGAUGGUCUGUCCCGGAAUGUCGCACGCCCGUGCCGAAGCGAUCGCCAACCGUUUCCCGUCGAUGCCGGCUCUUCUCGCUUACUUCCGGGCCAACGGCGAUGAUGCGCCGAUAAGAAUGCUUCAGAUGAUGCCUCAGUUGACACGUCCAAUAACUCGAAACCUUUUCAAAUUCUUUGUUCAGUAA
This is a messenger RNA of Caenorhabditis sp. 36 PRJEB53466, 1459 nucleotides long. NCBI's taxonomy places the organism in Eukaryota, Metazoa, Nematoda, Chromadorea, Rhabditida, Rhabditidae. The record is from the annotation of a GenBank genome assembly.